AUGGCCACUGCAACAACAGUAGUAAAGUAUGGAAUAAUAGGCGUUGGAAUGAUGGGAAGGGAACAUCUCAUCAAUUUGUAUCAUCUUCGCAAUCAAGCUGUUGCUGUUGUUGCCAUUGCUGACCCUCACCUUCCCUCUCAACAACUCGCCAUCGACCUAGCACACUCCUUUUCUUGGCCUCUCAAGGUUUUCUCAGAUCACAAGGAGUUGUUGGAUAGUGGACUUUGUGAUGUUUUGGUGGUAUCUACUCCUAAUAUGACACAUUAUAGCAUUCUUAUGGAUAUAAUCAAUCAUUCAAAACCGCAUCAUGUGUUGGUAGAAAAGCCACUCUGCACCACUGUCUCCCAUUGCAAACAGGUUGUUUGUGCUGCUCAAAAGAGACCGGAUAUAUUGGUUCAGGUGGGACUUGAGUAUAGAUACAUGCCGCCUGUUGCGAAACUGAUAGAAAUAGUGAACGGAGGAAGCCUUGGACAUGUUAAAAUGGUAUCAAUUCGGGAGCACCGGUUUCCUUUCUUGGUUAAGGUGAACGACUGGAAUCGGUUCAAUGUUAACUCAGGGGGAACUCUCGUAGAGAAGUGUUGCCACUUUUUUGAUCUCAUGAGGCUCUUUGUUGGCGCAAAUCCCGUUCGCGUGAUGGCUUCUGGAGCUAUUGAUGUUAAUCACAAAGAUGAAAUAUAUGAUGGAAAGGUUCCAGAUAUUAUUGACAAUGCAUAUGUUAUAGUUGAAUUUGACAACGGUUCUCGAGGAAUGCUGGACCUUUGUAUGUUUGCAGAAGGGAGUAAAAAUGAGCAAGAAAUAUCUGUUGUUGGUGAUAUUGGAAAGGGAGAGGCCUUUGUUCCCGAGAGUGUUGUGCGGUUUGGAACGCGUGAGGCAGGACGAGAUGGUGUCCAGAGUUUGAAAGCAGAAGAUUCCCGGAUAAAAUAUGAUGGAUUACACCAUGGGUCUAGCUAUCUGGAACACCUAAAUUUCUUGAGUGCUAUUAGAGGUGAAGGUGAAAAGGGUCCUGCUGUAAAUCUUGAAGAUGGAUUAAUAUCUGUUGCUAUUGGAGUUGCAGCACAAGUUUCCAUAGAAAAUGGUCGAUUUGUUACUAUUCAAGAAGUUAUGGAUGGCCUUCAAGUAUGA
Lathyrus sativus (Indian pea) is the source of this 1122-nucleotide messenger RNA. The record is from the annotation of a GenBank genome assembly. NCBI's taxonomy places the organism in Eukaryota, Viridiplantae, Streptophyta, Magnoliopsida, Fabales, Fabaceae.